Myiozetetes cayanensis is the source of this 2091-nucleotide messenger RNA. RefSeq lists its product as uncharacterized. NCBI's taxonomy places the organism in Eukaryota, Metazoa, Chordata, Aves, Passeriformes, Tyrannidae. The record is from RefSeq and is a predicted model, not a curated record. The transcript is spliced from 8 exons. Bases 192 to 1181 code for a protein of 329 amino acids.
UCCACUGACUUUAUAGGCUGGAGAGAGGUGUGGCACUCGACCUGUGCCUUUUCCUGUAAAGAGGAAUUCUGGUUUUUACAGCAGCAAAGACCCUUUUUCAGGUUUCAGUAGCUUCCUGCGCUACCAGCAAUACGGAGCGUCCCUGGUGCUGCCCACUCGUUUCAACAAACACCUGCUGCUGCUAUAAAGGUAUGGCUACACACCACUCUUCUGCCUACAGCAGAACAGAGGUGUCGGAAGAACAGUGUGACGAUGCCGAUCCCGGAAUGAUGACUACACAAGGCAGCAGACAUAUAUUUGACAACUCAUGGCAGCCACCAGCCCAUGGAAAGCAGACUGCAACCCUGGAGGCCUUCUGUUAUAGUCUGGAAAAAAGGAUAACAAAUGUGGAAAAAUUUAUAGAACGGACAGAAAAGAAGAACAGAGACUGGGCUCACUCUGUUAAUACUCGACUACAACACCUGGAGAGUUGCAACGGAGCAUUUCCUGGAAAGGCUGUCAGAAAAGACCUUCAAGAGGAAAAUGAGAAGCUGAAAGGGGAGAUCAAAAAGCUAGAGGCGAGAAAUGCAGAGCUCUUGUCUAAAGCGAUGGCCAUGCACAAGCACUCUGAGGACAUGAAUGACCCUUCACGUUUGACUGCUGUGCUGCAGAGGUACGAGAUGCUCCAGCUACAUGAGUGGGAGAAAGUCAGGACCUCCACACCCCACCCUUGGACGUAUGAACAAGGCAGUCACGUGAUUAAGAGGCUCUUUGAUGCCUGUGAGGAAGAUUUACAGCAGAGAACAGCUGACAUAUUUACAGUUCUUGGCAUUCCACCUUCAAAUGACACUAUGACCAACAGCAAACAGGGGAUCAUGCGAGAAAUAAGGAAUCUCUUUGGGCAAUCAUGUUACCAAAACUACUCUGAGGUUUACAGAGAAAUUGUUAAGAAAGCUGGUGUUCAUGCAGAAACUGCCAUCCAAAGCCACUUCAUACUGCAGUGCUGUCGGAUUUAUUGUUUGCUGCUUCUUCAGGACCCUCCUGUUAAAGCUGAGUGGAACACAGAGGGAAGAUCGGCAGAGGAUUUAGAGCACGUGGACAAGAAAGACGUGAUGUACUGGAAAAAACCAGUAUUUCUGUGGCCUAUAAUGAAACGUGGGGAACAAACCAUUUUGAGAGGUGUAGUCUGGGAUGAAAAGUAGCAUGACUUCAGAGUCAGGCUACUCACUUAUAUGGCCAUAAGAGGAUGAAACAGCUGCUGUGCAAUAGGAUACUUUUCUUUCUCCCAUGCACUACCUGCUUUUCAGAGCUAGUAAGUUAGACAACCCCAGCUUGGGACUCCUGGGAUAAAUGAUUACUAACAAACAUGUAUUAGCAAUUGAAGAUAUUUCCCUCAGCAGCAUGCAUACAUUUUAUGUAACAUUUGUUCCUUGCUGUUUCCAAACAGCAUUUGUGUGGAAAGAGGAUUGUUUUUCCAGCCUACCUUACCUGCUCUUCACUAAUGCUUAUGACAUUAUCAGAUAACAGUGGCACUUUCAACCACCCUAUGGAGGUACUUGCAUGCAGUAGGACCAACACUUUGCAUGACCCACAACAGCAGUGCAAUCCCCUGACCUCCCACGUGCCUACAGCAGGUGCAAAAACUGCAGGCUCAUGUUUCCUGCUAGCAAAUAAGCAGCGAGGAUGAAGACAGCCUGUUGGGAAACAAGCAUCCUUCUUGGGAAAAAGAGUACUUAGCUGAGAAAGAGAUAAGAUACCAAAAGACAAGGCUCACAAAGACUACAAUGGACUUUCAGAAGACAGCAGUGCAUUGGCACGUGUACCCAGACACAGACACAGAGGCUCACUCUUACAUGCCAAAAGGCCACUUUUCUCCUCACAAAUGCCACCUGCCUGUUAGUUCUCAGCUGCUUUCCCACAUCUGUACAAUUUACCACUCCCACAGCCCUUCUGCCACACACCUGCCACAGCUCUUGACCAAAGAGCUCUAAAGAUUGUGUUUCAUGGCAUAAGGGUGAUGCUAUGAAGCAAAUGCAUGUUUGUGUGAUUUUGUGUGAGACAAUAUUCUAUGAGCAACUUGAAAAUUACCAAAUAAAAAAGACUUAAAAUCCU